GCAGGCGCUGCCCCCGAGCCUGCCCUCGGCGCCAGGGAGCAGUUCGCCUCGGAGUACGAGCUGGGCAAGGAGCUCGGCGCGGGGUCUUUCGGGAUCGUGAUGGCGACCCGCGAGAGGAGCUCCCAGAGCAUGGGCGCCGUCAAGGUCGUCGAUUUGGGCGAAGACCAGGGCCAGAAGCGGCAGCUCGCCAUGCAGGAGGUCGAGGUGUGGCGCGCCGUUGGCAGGCACCCCAGCGUUGCGGAGCUUCGCAGGGUGUUCUGCGACAGCCGCGUCGUCUUGAUGGUCAUGGAGAGGUGCCAGUGUACUGUCUCGCAAAAGGCCGACUCCAACCCAGAGCUCCUGCAGUCCGGGCUCCCGCACCUCCUGCACCAGAUGCUCCUCGGUCUGGAGGCCUGCCACCGGGCCUCGGUGGUUCACCGUGAUGUCAAGCCGGACAACUACUUGAUCGGCCUUGAUGGGAGCACGGUGAAGUUGUGCGAUUUCAAUUUGUCUGCCCUGCUGACUCCUGGUCAAACCCUGGCGCAAGAGUGCGGCACCGCGCCUUUCAUGUCCCCAGAGAUGCUGACUGCGCGGCAUGGCAUUGGUACGGACGUCUGGUCUUAUGGCGUGAUGGCGUACUUCAUGCUCUUCGGAGAGCUGCCCUACAUACCAGAGGAGGCCACCUCGAAGGCGGCGGUGGCGGCCAUCCGGUCGGGAGUGCCCGCGCCCAGGUAUUUGAGUGUUUCGCAUCGGAGUCGGGGCAACGACAGCGUCAGUUUAUGCAGGGAUCUUCUUCAGCGCGAGCCGAGCCAGCGCUGCAGUGCAAGAGACGCCUUGGGACAUCCUUACUUCAGUGCUGCGUUUGAUGCGAAGAAGGGCCCUGCCAUGACCUCCACGCAGAGUACGUUGCCUCCGUUCGGGUCCGCCAUGUUUGAGUCGGUCAGCGAGAGCGACUGUUCUUCGAUAUUCAGCGAGUUCGGCCACUCUGAUGAUAUAGAGACGCAGGGCCUCUUUACCAGGGCUUGA
This is a messenger RNA of Prorocentrum cordatum, 1005 nucleotides long. Lineage: Eukaryota; Dinophyceae; Prorocentrales; Prorocentraceae. The record is from the annotation of a GenBank genome assembly.